Scophthalmus maximus (turbot) is the source of this 727-nucleotide messenger RNA. It is a transcript of the gene snrpd3l, whose product is annotated as small nuclear ribonucleoprotein D3 polypeptide, like. Bases 173 to 556 code for a protein of 127 amino acids. Gene Ontology annotation, cellular component: U5 snRNP; spliceosomal tri-snRNP complex; pICln-Sm protein complex. The record is from RefSeq and is a predicted model, not a curated record. The transcript has 4 exons. Gene Ontology annotation, molecular function: RNA binding. Gene Ontology annotation, biological process: RNA processing; spliceosomal snRNP assembly. NCBI's taxonomy places the organism in Eukaryota, Metazoa, Chordata, Actinopteri, Pleuronectiformes, Scophthalmidae.
GAAGGCGAAGAAGAAGAAGCAGGAAGCAUUUCUUUGAACUCUUGUUGCAUUGUGGGUAGGCGGAAAAAGGCUCAAAACGAUACGCGAAAGCGACGUGCGCACGUUGCAGAGACAAGAAGCCUAAAACAAAGAAAUCCGUUUGCAAGACAGAAUCAAGGAAGACGGUGGAAACAUGUCUAUCGGCGUACCAAUCAAGGUUCUGCAUGAGGCAGAGGGACACAUUGUGACCUGCGAGACCAACACUGGAGAGGUGUACAGGGGCAAGCUGAUCGAGGCGGAGGACAACAUGAACUGCCAGAUGUCCAACAUCACAGUGACUUAUCGUGAUGGCCGGGUGGCACAGUUGGAGCAAGUCUACAUCCGUGGCAGCAAGAUCCGCUUCCUGAUCUUACCGGACAUGUUAAAGAAUGCCCCGAUGUUAAAGAGUAUGAAAAACAAGAACCAGGGAUCUGGUGCUGGAAGGGGCAAGGCAGCUAUUCUUAAAGCACAAGUGGCAGCAAGAGGCAGAGGGCGUGGUGGAAUGGGAAGAGGGAACAUCUUCCAGAAGAGGCGAUAACUGCUUCAGCAGUGUUAAGAUUUUUACCUUGUAUAGUUUUUGGGUUGUUCGAUUUUUGUCGUCUUUGGAUUGGAUACCUUUGAUGUUGUUGCAGCCCUGUGCUUUCUGCAGUUUACUGCUUUAAUUUGUUAAAUUGUUCUUUUUUAUGGAAAUAAACCUGUUUCAAUUUGA